AUGAUGCUCGGGGGUGUUAACGAACAGCUGUUUCCAGAUGGCAGAAUGAUCACAAAAAAUCAGAAGUUAUUGCAAAAUAAAAUUUUAAUUGAUUAUGGGACUCAAACAAAUCCUUUGGAAUAUGAAAAAGGAUCUUCUCAAGAUUGGAAUAUUAGCGAUGAUAAAACUUCAGCUAGUAUUAGACAACAAGUUAAAGAAGUAGCUGAAUCAGCUUUGUUGCAAACUGGUUUUGUUUAUGAAGAAACCUCUGGUUUAUAUUAUGAUUAUAACAGUGGCUAUUAUUAUGAUGCGAAACAAGGUUUAUAUUAUGAUGGUAAUACGGGUACAUAUUACUAUUAUGAUGAAACUAAUGGGACAUAUCAGUUCCAUAGCCAAGCACAAGUAACUAUGAAUGAAGCAGCUGCACAUGUGCAAAGCAAGAAGGAGCAGAAAACUAGAAAGGCAAUUAAGGUUUCGGAUGACAUACAUGAAUUAAUAAACGGCCUUUCAAACAUAACAAUAGAAAAAUACAGGCGUCAAGCUCUAGAACAGUUGGAAGAUGAUGAACUUGAGGAGGGUGAAUGUUCAAGCAACGAUAACGACAGCAUUUCUAAUGACAUUACUCCAGAAUUAUGUACUAGUAGUGACAGUGACCAUGAAGAAGACCAAGAUAUAGCAAAAAUUUAUCCACCAUGCAUGCGAAUUAUAGUUAAAGAAACCAGUCUACCAAAAUUAAAAGUUGGAAGUCUUUUUCUCGUUGCGUAUACGGGAGGUUCAAUUGGUCGAGAAGGUGAUCAUUGCGUAGUUAUUUCGGAUAUAAACAUCAGUAAACAUCAUGCUCGAUUUGUAUAUAACGAAGAUAAAAAAAUGUACGAAAUCAUAGAUUUGGGAUCAAGAAAUGGUACGUUUUUGAACGGUAAAAGAUUAUCCGUGGCCAAACAGGAAUCUGAACCUUUCGAAAUUUCACAUGGUUCGAUUAUACAAGUUGGUGUUACGAAGUUACUGUGUCAUAUUCACAAUGGAAAUGAAACUUGUGGUCAUUGCGAACCCGGACUCGUUCAACAAAGCAAUAACGCAGAAGAAAACAAAGCUUCCAAAAAAGAGCAACAUAAACAAGAGUUAAAACGAUUAAAACAUAAAUUUGGUGUAGACAAGGACAACAUUGUGUCUGCCAGUCAAGUGGCGUCGGGGUAUCAAGAUAGAGCGCAAAGCAGAAGACAGUGCAUUGGUUCUUCGAAUCAUCAUGCUAAAACGCAACAAAGUUCAAUGGAAACAUCCAUAGCGAAGGAUAACAGAGGAUUCAAGCUUUUAUCAAAAAUGGGCUGGUCCGAGGGACAAUCGUUGGGGAAAGAAGGAAACGGGCCUACUGAACCGGUAUCUUUGACGAAUAAUCCGAGCAAAACCGGUCUCGGCGCAACGAGCGAAUUUCCUACAAUCGAACUAGAUUCUACGACGGAAAAGAAGCAGGCGUUAUGGCGAAAGACCCAGCAACGUUACAAAGAAAUAACCGACCAUGCGAAAUAAUUGCACCGUCAACGUUCGUUAAGGAGCGAGAGAGAAAAAGGAGAAAAAAAAAGAGCGCUCGAUUUGCAUUGCACAUGAUUUUUCAUCGUCUGUCACGGUAAGAGGCGAAGACAAUUACACGUUCACCAGCCUCGAAUCUCAUUAGCUACAACGUGCGAAACGGGGAGAAUUUUUGCAGAAUAACACCGACGGAUUAAAUUGCCGGGCAUUAAACGGCGCAAAGUUGUAUCGUAACGAUUCAAAUACUAGAAUUAUUUAUACCGCUUGUCAACUUGUACAUAGAGAGAGAGAGACAGAGAAGGAAUACGCAAUUAGUACAAAGUAAUGUAAGAAUAAGA
Messenger RNA from Habropoda laboriosa, 1841 nucleotides. RefSeq names its product angiogenic factor with G patch and FHA domains 1. The record is from RefSeq and is a predicted model, not a curated record. The coding region runs from base 1 to 1503 and encodes 500 amino acids. Gene Ontology annotation, molecular function: protein binding; nucleic acid binding. The transcript is spliced from 9 exons. Lineage: Eukaryota; Metazoa; Arthropoda; Insecta; Hymenoptera; Apidae.